AUGCUGUCUCUCCGUGCUUUCUCCCGUGCCGCCCCACGUUUCUCGCGCUCCGUCGCCCGCACUUCUCUGCGUCCGGCCGUCUUUCCCAAGACUUCCUUCGUCCAGCCUUGGAAACAGGUCGCUAAGCCCGCCUACGCCAGCUUUUCCACAACCAGCGUCUUCCGCGAGCCCGCGGCUGAGGGUGAUGUCGAGCUGAUCGCGAAGCUCGACGAGGAGCUUAAGCACGAGAAGGCCUCCGGUGUCGAGGAUGCCCGUGAGCAGAAGGCCAGUAUCGAUUACGUUCUCGAUGCCGGCGAGUGGAAGGUCAAGGAUGUUGAAGGCGAGCAGGAGGUUGUCCUGACCAAGAAGUUUGGCAAUGAGACUGUCAAGGUUACCUUCACCGUCGCCGAUAUCAACAACCUCGCCGAGGACCCCAUGGAUGAGCUGGCCGAUGAGACCCUCGGUGAUGAGGGCGAAUACCAGAGCCAGCAGAACAAGGAUGUAGAGGGUGAGGACGAGAUCCUUCCUCCCACCUUCCCUGCCCGCAUCAACGUCGCUAUCGAGAAGCCCAGCAACGGUGCCCUCCUGGUCCAGGCUGUCAUUCAGGAUGGUGACCUCCAGAUCGAGGAGAUCGCCCACUACAGCAACGCCGAGGUUGCCAACGCCCAGACCGCUGAGAAGGACUGGACCCGCCAGAGCCUCUACGCCGGUCCCCCAGCUGAGAACCUCGACCCUGAGCUCCUCGCUUUCUGGGGCCGCUACCUCGAGGAGCGUGGCCUCAACCUGGAGUUCCAGAACAUGGUCACCGACUUCAUUGCGUACAAGGAGCAGAAGGAGUACAUGCGGUGGUUGGAGAACGUCCGCAAGUUCGUUUCUGCUUAA
Penicillium manginii is the source of this 861-nucleotide messenger RNA. RefSeq names its product MAM33 family protein. The coding region runs from base 1 to 861 and encodes 286 amino acids. Gene Ontology annotation, biological process: cytosolic ribosome assembly. Gene Ontology annotation, cellular component: mitochondrial matrix. The transcript is spliced from 4 exons. The record is from RefSeq and is a predicted model, not a curated record. NCBI's taxonomy places the organism in Eukaryota, Fungi, Ascomycota, Eurotiomycetes, Eurotiales, Aspergillaceae.